Messenger RNA from Malaya genurostris, 6168 nucleotides. RefSeq names its product stress-activated protein kinase JNK (gene bsk). Gene Ontology annotation, biological process: JNK cascade; protein phosphorylation. The coding region runs from base 1530 to 2663 and encodes 377 amino acids. NCBI's taxonomy places the organism in Eukaryota, Metazoa, Arthropoda, Insecta, Diptera, Culicidae. The record is from RefSeq and is a predicted model, not a curated record. The transcript has 11 exons. Gene Ontology annotation, molecular function: JUN kinase activity; ATP binding. Gene Ontology annotation, cellular component: cytoplasm; nucleus.
AAGCCAGCUUCAGUCGCAGAGUAGAUUUGGUUCGUUUUAGAAGUUUCCCGACAAGCUUGGUCAAGGUUUGAAAUAAAGUAUAGUUUCGAAAUUUGUGUGAGUCCUUUUCCCACUUCCGUCCGUUCGGAGUGGGGACUGUUUAUCCCUGGGGGUGAUUUAUGGAGCGCAGGGGAUAAAGAGGACCUGAGACGGACCGGUCUUCAUUGGCACGUUUUUGCGGGCUUAGUGCAAAUUAAAGUAGCGGAGAGGAGUUUGCUUUUACGGUGACUUGGAUUAGGAUUUCAUCAACGGGUUUUCCGGGAUGUUGAAAAACAUUUGAACAAAAAAAAAGAUGGUUUAUAUGUCUUCCCUCGAGGGUGAAAAAGCUAUGAAGUGAUGUAACUUUCGAAGCGCGCGAGUGUGAGUUUUUGCUGCUUUCAGGACGAGUGAUCUCCACAUAUAUAAUCCUUUUCCCACUGAGACUCUAGUGGCAAUCAGCGAGUUUUAUGUAAUCGCCGCAAGUAGCAGUGUCCGCAGUGACCGGUUAACAAUUCCUUCAGUGCACAAGCAGUCACGUAAAGGACGUGCCUAAUAGUCCUGUGUUGGAAGCAAGUGUUUUCUAGUGAAAAUCAUUUUUUCCUACUUCUUCACGAGUGUUUAUUGAAUUUUAACAAAAGAGUGAAAAUCCAUUCCUGAAAGAAUAAUAGUGGAUCGGAGCUGUGAAGGAAAUUGAAAAAUUAAGUCAAUAUUUGCAAAUCAUCAACGAUUCAAAGCGGGAGGGUGAAGCGAAUUAGAAAGAAGCCAUUGUCGGUCGAUGUAAAAAGUGAAAUUAAAACAGCACAGCAAGAACCUUCCCUUUUGCUGAAAAUAAGGCAGAACCAGAAGGCAGUAAAAAAAACGUCACAACCGUCGAGAGCGCAAACCACUGACUGCUGCAAGAGGCACCUACCAAAGUGGGACGCAUUGUCAACCCGGAAGUUUAUUGUUCCUGUUUGUUUUUUUUGCUUCUGCUCCCUCUUCCCAGCUUGAGGCGACAGGUUUACAGCCGAUCCGGAACAUUCAAUCUACGGAGCUCGUUUCUUGCACGUAAAGGAGUCACAACCCUCCACCGGUACAAUUAUAGGAUUUUCUCUUCCGAUGUAGAAUGGAACCUUCUACAUUAUGACAAUAACAGCAAUAACAAUAGGAACAGUAAAAACAACAAUUCCAGCAGCAGUAGCAGCAGCAGCAGCAGUAGCAAAAUCAACAGCUAUUAAAGGACGAACGAACGGGUAACCGAAUCUGGUGGCUGCAACAUGAGCUCACGUCACGCCUUCUACACCGUAGAGGUGGGUGACACCAAGUUUACUAUUCUGAAGCGAUACCAGAACCUAAAACCGAUCGGAUCCGGUGCUCAAGGCAUUGUUUGUUGAAUCAUUGCCAUUUUUCAGCUAGUAGUCAGUACUUCAAUCAUCGUUACAUCUUUCUUCGAAAGAUUUCCGUUUUUUUACACACCAAGUGACACCAAAUAGAGUUAGGGUACUUUGGAUGCAAUUCACCAGAGGGUGGUGAUGAUUUGCAACAUGACUAAUAAAUUCGAAAAAUACCAAUUCGGCGAUACCGAGUUCGAAGUACCGGUGCGGUAUGUCCGGCUCGAAGCAAAGGGAUUCGGUGCGCAAGGAAUGGUCUGUGCCGCAUACGACACAAUCACACAGCAGAAUGUUGCCAUCAAAAAGCUAUCACGACCGUUCCAGAACGUCACACAUGCCAAACGAGCCUACAGGGAAUUUAAGCUUAUGAAAUUAGUCAAUCAUAAAAAUAUAAUCGGACUGUUGAAUGCAUUCACACCGCAGCGCACGCUCGAGGAGUUCCAGGAUGUCUACCUCGUUAUGGAGCUUAUGGAUGCCAAUCUGUGCCAGGUCAUUCAGAUGGACCUGGACCACGAGCGAAUGUCCUACCUGCUGUACCAGAUGCUGUGCGGCAUUAAGCAUCUGCACUCGGCCGGAAUUAUUCACCGGGACUUGAAACCUUCAAACAUAGUGGUCAAGUCGGAUUGUACGUUGAAAAUUCUAGAUUUUGGACUGGCACGUACCGCCGGUACGACUUUCAUGAUGACGCCGUACGUGGUGACGCGGUACUACCGCGCUCCGGAGGUGAUUCUCGGCAUGGGUUACAAGGAGAAUGUCGACAUCUGGUCUGUCGGGUGCAUCAUGGGUGAAAUGAUCCGCGGCGGGGUGCUAUUUCCCGGUACCGAUCAUAUUGAUCAGUGGAAUAAAAUUAUAGAGCAAUUGGGCACACCGUCGCCUUCGUUUAUGGCCCGGCUACAACCGACGGUGCGGAACUACGUCGAAAACCGUCCACGGUAUACGGGCUAUCCGUUCGAUCGGCUUUUCCCGGACGUACUUUUCCCGACGGAUUCGAACGAACACAACCGUCUCAAGGCUAGUCAAGCACGGGAUCUGCUCAGCAAGAUGCUAGUCGUCGAUCCCGAGCAUCGCAUCUCCGUCGACCAGGCACUGGUGCACAGCUACAUCAACGUGUGGUACGACGAGAGCGAAGUCAAUGCGCCCGCUCCGGGACCAUACGACCACAGCGUAGACGAACGGGAGCACACUGUCGAGCAGUGGAAGGAGCUCAUCUACCAGGAGGUCAUGGAAUACGAGGCCCGCAAUAAUCUGGCCGACGGUGAAGGUACCCCGCGGUAGAAAUCGUCGGCUCAAUAAAACGAAUCGAACCUGGUGUUCCUGGAUUCGCACCAGGAAGCAACCAGCAUGUGCGAAGAGCGCCUAGUUUGAGCGAGCGGAAAUCCGAUCGCAUGAUAGAUCUCCUCCUCUUCAUUGUUGCUGUUCUGCUGCGGUAACGCGGAAAUCCCUAUCAAGACAGUAACAACCGUGGCAUUCAGAACCAUACCACUACCGUUUAAGAAAAGAUUUAGAAAGUGAACUGUAUUAAUGGACCCGCACGCAUUACCUACGGGCCGAUGUGUUGUUAGGGACAGCAACAAAUAUUAAUAUUUUCCUCCUCUGAUACUAUCAUCCAAAUAGUUGCAGUUUCCGAUUCAUGCCACCAUCUACCAUCAUUAGCGAGAGUUAAAUGUUUUCAUCCGGUACUGAAGAAAAUGAGAAAAAAAAAGAAAAUCAGCAAAUCGUUACAAACAAACAUGAACGAAUGGUUUCGUUUUGUUUUCCCUUUUUUACUCGCCAGAAAUGGGGUCAAAAAGUCGUACUAAACAAAAUAUAAAAAAAGUAUUUGAGAACAGAGAAGAAAAAAGAAGAUGAAAACCGCGCGCUGUGAAGAUCAUUACUAAACAUUAAACGCAAAAGCAAACACACACAAAUCACUCUAACAUACGAUAGUUGGUUUGAUAAGAAAACAGAAAAUUAAGAUUUGUAAAUAUUUAUUACAGUUGUAAACGACUCCUAAUCAAGCAUGAAUAAACGGCAUGACAUACCUAGAAUUAAUCGUGACAGUUCGUUUGUACGUGAGUGAGUUUUGUGGAAGCAGAGUUAAGGGACGACGAGUACUUUAAGGACAGGAAAAUAAAACCAACUUCUGUGUGGCAGAAACCCAAGCAGUUAGUCAAAACGUGCAAUAAUUUUAUCAUCAAAUUACAACACAAAUACGCUUCCAUCAAGGAUUAUAGAGUCUGGUACUCCGGAAGUUCAAAUCAGCAUCAGAAGACAAGUUGCACAGAAACAAGAAAAAAAAACAAUUUGUAGACCGCUUUUAAUUGUUGAAGUGAAACAUUAAUUAUAAAGUACAGCUAAAAGCCAGCAGCUAAAUUGUGGAACCUUUUGCAUACAUAGUCCAAAAGUAUAACGUGUUCCAAUUGGAACGAAUGUCUAUCAUCCUCACGUUUAUUGUGUUUGUGGUCGCUACAGGUUGCGUUUCUCUCCCAAUACGGGAAGAAGACAUAUGCAUGUGAUAUGGUAAGUAGCUUUUAUUUAUUAGAUUGAUUCAUUGAAAUGGGUUUCGUUCGCCUAUUACAAUAACACAAGAUGCUCAGGUUAAUGCGCGGCAAGCUAAGAUUGUAACCGAUUUUCCUUACACUCUAUUUUCUAAUGCUUUUUCAUUUCUGUCACGUGUCCAAAUCACGGUACGGCAAACGUACUACGUAGACUCUUUUGAUCCCAAUCCUUGAUCUGUACAUUAAUUUAGACAACACUGCCCUCUAUUCGAGUUAAGGUGACAAAAAAAAAACAAGAAGUGUCGAAAUACAUUCACAUUCACAUGGAAAAACACCUAGAAACAAGUCGUAGUUUAAAAAAAAAGGUUAAAACUAAAUUGAAGUUUCUAUUGCCAUCUCAAUUUGCCAUAUUCAUCCCGGAGAAAAGAGAAAACGUACCCGCAAGUACUUAAAACCUAUAGAAAUCAACCCUUACAGACAUUUCUAAUCAAUACAAGUAAUUAAAAAAAAACUUAUUAAUAACUUUGUUGUAAUGAUUUAAAAAGUUAUUGAUACAAACAUUGAGUAAACAAACAAUAAAUAAGGUAGACGAAGGAAUCAUGUAAAUAAGUAAUGAUAUAAUAAUGCAAGAAAACAAAAAAUACAACAAAUCUAGAUGAAAAAGUCUAAACAAAGUAAACCAUAUAGCAAUUAGUGCAUCCCAUAACACGUUACAAGUAAUCAAGAAAGUUAAAACCCAGCUCUAAUCAUUUUUUGAUGAUUAGCGUCACAGCGCCCACAUGCAACACUGAGUUUCAUCGCAGAGUAAAUCAAUUGUAGCCUUCGUUAGAAGAAGGCUCUAUUCGCGGUGAUCUUUUUUUAUUUAUCAAAAGUUAUCUGAGCUAAGUAACAAUUGAUAUCGAGCACACGUCUAAUCUUCUACUAAAUACUGAAUUUUUCCUGUUGACUUACAUGAUCCAAAAAAAAAACAAAACAAACAAACACUGAAACUAGGAAGCAUUCAUUCAAUUUGUCAUUUCUAAGCAAAUACUAUGAGAAACCAAAAAAAAACAUACGCUGAAAGAAGAUCACGAGUAAAAGAACAGUUUUACGAAUCCGCCCUUUUUAUAGAAAGAAACACAAAUGAUACAACAAAAUACAACAAGAAAACAUACAAAAACACAAUUCUAAUCCUUAUCAAGAGCUGCUAAUAUUCCCCCAUUCAUCGAGAAGGCGAGAAUAAAUCGAGAGCUCGGAACCCUCUAUGCAUAUUAUUAGCCAGUCAUUUCGCGUGAAGGAUUGAAAAUAAAUGACAAAACUGCUUUGAUGAAAAACAAAACAACAAUUAGUGACAAUCGCUUUUUCCGAUUUCUCGUUUCCUGCAGUUUCGGCGGCCAGAGCAGUACGAGGGGAAACUGCCUUUCUGUUCAGUAUCAAGACAACACAAGUUAGAUGAUGCAUACCAAAACGAACCGACUUUGGCUACGCAAAAUGAAACAAAAAAAACACAUAAACAAUUAACGUCCAAGCAACUAUAGAAUAAAACAAGAAAGAAAAUACUGAUUGGAAUGAAAGCGCUUUGAAGAAUUUUGCCACUCCUGUCACAUUCGUCAUUCGUACGGUACUUUUCUAACCGGUUUGCACGAUUUGGUUUUGUUUUAUCCUAUCCCUAAAACAUCAGACAGUAUAAUAAAAGCUAAUUGGUCAUCUAAAGAAUUAUUUCCUCUAAAUGAUCUAAGUUGAACAACAUCCAGCAACUAAAACGUAAUUGUAAUAUGAAAAAAAAAAAGGAUCCGAGUUGUACAGACAAGGGCCUCAGAAGCAAAAAGUAAAACAAACAAAAAAAAACAGCUCCCGGAAAGCUAAGUAAAAUCACACAAAAUUUAGAAAGCGUGAUCAAGAGGUAACUACCAGGUAAAAAAUAUUGAAAUCUAACUAUACUUAUACUAACUAAUGGAAAACAAAUGAAUGAGGUCGGCGGCAAAGUGAAGGGAAACAAAUAGUUUUACUACUGAGUUUAGUAGGGAUGCGGUUCAGAUAUCUGACUGAAAUACACACAUACACAUACACACGACGAGCCAGCAAACAGAUCAGAAAAUCAGACCUUAGGAAAUUGCCACGUCAAACCAUGAGAAUGUAAGAUCGGUUGGCUUUGCGGGAUCACGUGAAAUGUGCACCCUGAACUGCAAGGACAAAAGUUAGUUUGAUGAAGACAGUGAUGUGAGUAUAAAAGUGUAUUGAAAUAACAUUAUAAUUGAAAUAAAAUGAAAACGUAAAUAAAAACUGAUGAUAAGACAGACGAAAUAAAAACUGAUUGAAAAUUA